This is a messenger RNA of Linepithema humile (Argentine ant), 1876 nucleotides long. The record is from RefSeq and is a predicted model, not a curated record. Lineage: Eukaryota; Metazoa; Arthropoda; Insecta; Hymenoptera; Formicidae.
CGAAAUAUUCUAAUUACUGAUAAAUCAGUAUUCUUCGAAUAUGGCAUUACACGUGAUUUAUAAUAUCCAGAGACUAAACCGAAUACUAAGUGUUGGAAUAAAGACACUAAAUGCAACAUUGAGGCCUGCAUCUACUUUGACGCAAUCUAGAAUCAUCAAGGGAUCGAAUGGCGAGAAUAUUAUUUUGCCUCUAAUGGACAAUAUAUCUUAUCCGGAAACCUUAUUAAACGAAUUUAUUUGGCACAACAGCGAAAGCUAUUCUGAUCACAUUGCUUUGGAAUGCGGUGUCAAUGGCAAAAAAUACACUUACGCUCAAGCCAAGGAUGCGACAAGUUAUAUUGGCAGAAGUUUGCGGAAUAUGGGUCUUAAAAAGGGCGACAUGGUAGCAUUGGUGGCACCAAAUUAUCCGGACACUGUUUUAGGCUGCCUCGGCAUCUUGUCGGGUGAACUCAUCGUUACUACCAUGAAUCCGCAUCUUACGGCUGACGAAAUGUCGAGACAAUUGUUAAUGACUAAAGCGAAAGCAGUUAUCACCGCGGCCGAAAUUGUAUCGACAGUUCUUAAUGCGACAAGAUCUUGUCUUCCGCCUGAAACGCCUGUUAUUGUGAUUGACGAUAAGACUGGUCCUAUUCCAGAGGGUUCGAUACCUUUUGAUGAUCUCAUAACGCGAGGCAAGUCGCUACCACUUAUAAAUCCGAGCAUAACUUGCGACGAUGUGGCGGUUUUACCGUUCUCAAGUGGCACGACGGGAUUACCAAAGGCUGUUAUGCUAACACAUCGUAAUCUGGUGGCUAAUAUCAUGAUGGCUCAAACUUCAACCAACGCAUUCGUGCCUACCACAAGUGAGCAUCAAGAUGUAAUACCUGCAAUACUGCCAUAUUUCCACAUUUACGGAAUGAAUACUGUGGUAAAUCCAGGCUUAACUUUCGGCUCAAAAGUAGUCACCAUUCCAAAAUUCGUGCCGCAGACAUACCUCGACGUAUUGGAGAAGCACAAGGCGAAUGUACUAUAUCUUAUUCCACCAAUUAUAUUGUUUUUAUCAAAUUUUCCCCUCGUGAAGAAGCAACAUUUCGAACAUGUUCGUUUAAUACUGAGCGGCGCUGCGUCUCUCGCUAAAUCAGACGUCGAUCGAUUAUACAAUAAAUUCAAUAUUGACUCUAGCGUCUCGAGAUUCAAUCAAGGUUACGGACUGACAGAAUGUGGCGUGGCAUUCGCUGAAAAUGGAAAGAAAUUUUCAAGCAUUGGACAUAACAUAGUGAAUUGCGAAGCUCGUUUGGUGGAUGUAACGACUCAGCAGGACGUUAGCACUUCUGGUCAAACCGGCGAAUUAUGGAUAAGAGGACCACACAUCAUGAAAGGGUAUUUGGACGACGAAGCUGCCACGAAGGCAACAGUAACGAAAGAAGGAUGGUUGAAAACAGGCGACAUUGCUUACUUUGAUGAAGAUUUAGACUUUUAUAUUACAGACAGACUGAAGGAACUGAUUAAAGUCAAGGGAUAUCAAGUACCACCAGCGGAAUUGGAAGCAAUUCUGCGGUCACAUCCGGACGUAGAAGAGGCGGCGGUAAUCGGUAUUCCGCACGCGAGAUAUGGCGAGGUGCCGAAAGCAUUUGUGGUAGCAAGUAAGAAUAAGAAACCUACCGAAGAUGAUAUUAAGAACUUUGUGAAAGAAAAGGUCUCCGACUACAAGGAACUUACAGGUGGAGUUACAUUCGUUAACGAAAUACCAAAAAGUGUAUCUGGAAAAAUUCUAAAAUUAAAAUUAAAGAACGAGUACAAGCGAGCAAUAGAGAACGAAAAUGAUGGAACUGAAAAAAAUAGAACGCAGACGAAACGCUUCUGUCUGGCGGGUGCGAGACGGAACUUCCGCGGUUGA